Plasmodium malariae is the source of this 3366-nucleotide messenger RNA. Its product is annotated as methyltransferase, putative. Gene Ontology annotation, biological process: 7-methylguanosine mRNA capping. The transcript is spliced from 2 exons. Gene Ontology annotation, cellular component: nucleus. Gene Ontology annotation, molecular function: mRNA 5'-cap (guanine-N7-)-methyltransferase activity. The coding region runs from base 1 to 3366 and encodes 1121 amino acids. NCBI's taxonomy places the organism in Eukaryota, Apicomplexa, Aconoidasida, Haemosporida, Plasmodiidae. The record is from RefSeq and is a predicted model, not a curated record.
AUGAACCCUGAGAAUUGUAAGGAAGAGAAAGAAUUAUUUUAUACAGAAAAAUGUGGAAAUGAAUAUAACAGCAGUUUAAAUAAAAAUAACGAUAGUGAGAAUAUGAUGAUACUAAAUGAGAAUAAUUUUAAUGAUAUAAGGCAUGAUGAAAAUAUAGAGGAGGGUAAAAAAGAUAGAGAAAUAUAUAAAGGUCAAAAUAAUGCGGAAGACGGUGAAGAAGAUACAGAUUCAAUUUUCGGUUUAUCAUCUCCUCCUCGAAUAAAGAAAAAGAAAAAUAAAGAAGAUGACAACAUGUUUAUAAAAAAGCAAAAAGAUGACAGAUAUGAAAAACCAGAAAAGAACGAUAUAGUGCAAAAUUAUGAGAAGCAUGAUCGCGAACACAAACACAGACACAGACACAAACACAAUCAUAAUUACAAAGAAGAAGAUGAAAGUAAAGAUGAAGAUGAAGAGAAAAAGAUAAUCAUCGAUAAGAACCACCUAUUUCACGAAAUAAAUUCGUUAAUAAAAAAAAAAUUAAAUAUAAACGAUGUUAUUAAAAUUGACAUUUUUUAUAAGGACAACUGCACACAGAUAAAACCCUAUACCUUAUUUGAUGAUUAUAAACAUGUAAAUAUUGAAAAUAAAGUAAAUAUUGAAAUAAUAAAUUUUUUAAAGAACAGUUUAAAGAAUAAUAGAAAAUUUAUUAAUAUACAUAGUAGUGUAGUGGAACUCCGAGGGACUUUUAAUGACGAACUAAUAAAUUUACCCAUCAUUAAUCAAAUAAUAUUACAAAAGAUAAGUAACAACAAUUAUAAGUAUAAGUUUAAUAUAGAUAACGAGGUGCUCAAUUAUAUUUAUGUUGAUCUUUUUAAGAUUCAUAAGAGCAAGUAUAAGUUUAAAAUACUUGAGAAGAAAUUCGAAAUAGAGGAGUGGUAUUACUACGAUACAAAGAAGAAGAAGCGGAAAGGAGACGCAGCAUGGGAGAAGCAAAACAAGGGUGUAAAUAAGGGAGCGACGGAUGAAGAGGUGAAUGAAGGGACGAAUAAAGGGGCUCAUGAAGAGCCAUAUGAAGCCUCGAAUUAUGAAAAGGACAAAGAAUGUAAGUAUAACUUUAUGGAAGAGGAUGAAGAACACGAGAGUGUGGCAUCAAGAGAAUGUAACGAAAGUGAUGUCCUUCUAAAUUUAUAUAAUGAGGAAAAAAAAAAAGAGGAGAAAAAUUUAACAAAAACGAAAAAGAAAAAAAAAAAAAAAAAAAAAAAUGUUGAUAAGGACAAGUUGUAUAUUGAAAAAUUAAAAAAACUUUUAGAAGAAAACAGUGAAAAUGAAUCAAACAUUUCUUCAAAUGAGAAAAGUUCUGAUGAUUCAGAUGACACAUCGAAUGUUAAAAAUCAGGUUUUAUAUAAAAGGAAAAUAAUAUAUUCAAAACAUAAUGACAACACAAUAAUAAAUGUUUUUAAGGAAGUUGAAAAUGAUACAGUAUGUAUCUAUUACCCCAACAGUUUUUAUAAUCAAUGUUUAAAUUUAGUUUCACUGGAGCCCAUAUCAAACAAUGAUAAGACCAGGGCGGCAUAUGCCAGUCGAGCAAAUUCGUGUACGUAUGACAUGUACUUACACAAAAAUAAAGUUUGUAAUUUACAUAACGAUGCAGAAGACCAUGCAUAUUUGAAUAUUCUUAAUGAAGAAAAUAUUAAGAUAAAAAAAAGAUAUGUAAGGGACAUAUCUAUAUACAAUUUUUGUUGCGAUGAGAAAUACAAAGGAUGCAGUUUGUUUUUACACAUAGCAAAAAAUAAAAAAUUGAAGAAUUUGAAAAUUGAUUAUAAUAUUAAUUAUUCUGACUUUGUUAAUAAUUAUGAUAUAAUUAAAAUGUAUGAAAUUAAAAAGGAAGACAACUCGAAUUACAAAUGUGCAGAAGGUAAGAAGAUAAAUGUGGGGAAAUUGUUUGAGCUUGAAAAGGACUGGAAAGUCAACGUAGAUAUGCACAUCGACAUUGAUAAGCUUGUAAGGGAAUUUCAGAAAAAGUAUGACAUAGGGGAUGGGGAUAAUGCGUGUAAAGCGGAUAAUGUGUGUAAAGCGGAUAAUGCGGGAUAUGCUCAGUUACGCAAAGAUUGUGACAAGGGCGGAAAGAAAGAUAGCGAAAUUGAUAGAAGGAAAAGGACGAAUAAGCUGGACUACAUAAUAUACAACUUUUACAAAAAUUUCGAAUGUUUAAUUAAUUUUAUAAAUAAAUUAAAAAAUAGCUGCACGAAGUUUGAAUAUUUUUACCCCAAAAUGAUUGGAGAUGUAAAUGAAGAAAUUAGAAAACAUUAUGACAAGAAAAAAGUUAUUCUAUUAAAAAAGUCAAAUAUCAAAUAUAUUCGUAUAUUUAAUAAUGAAGUAAAGAGAAUAAUGAUUUUAUUUUUUGUAUCAUAUGAUUCGAAAAUAUUAGAUCUUGCUUGUGGACAUGGGCAAGAUAUGCUUAAAUAUAAUACAGUAAGAAAUAAGGUAUAUGUAGGUUUAGACAUUUCAAAAAAAGAGAUAGAACUAGCUAAAGAGCGACUAAAUGGAAAUGAUAUGAAGGGAUUAUGUAAUAAUGAUAAUUUUCUUUUCUUGCAAGGGGAUAUUUUAAAUAAUAAAUUUUAUAGAAAAUGGAAAAAUAAAAACAUCACCUUUGAUAUAAUUUCUAUCAAUUUAGCAUUACAUUAUGUAAUAUAUAAUGAAAAAUCAUCUAAAAAAUUUUUUAAAAUUAUUGAAAAUUUUUUAGAAAGUGAGGGAAUUUUAUUAGCUACGACCAUUUCGACUAUAACUCUGGCCGAUUUUUUAAUGAAACGACCUAACAUUGAAAUAGUUAAUGACACUAUUUCGCUCACCUUAGAAAAUGACUUGUUUACCAUAAAAUUUGACCAAGAAAAUUUGCUCAAAAUUUUCAAAAAUAAAUUAUGUCUUGAAGAAUUUAUAGAAUUUAUUAAUUCCAACAGUUCAAAUUCAAGAAUGAAAUAUGAUUACUUUUACAAUUUAAUAAAAGAUUCUCUGGAUAAUACUAUGGGUAUUAAAUAUUACUUUUAUCUAUAUGAUACUAUAGAUGCUAACGAAUUUGUUAUACCUCAAAAAUAUUUAAAGAAGAAAUUACAAGAAUUAAACAUGGUUGAAUUAUUUAAUAAUACAGCCAUUAUGUUUCUUCAUUAUAUAACAAAUAAUUUAGAAACUUAUGAAAAAUAUCAAAAUAUAAAAUAUUUUAAUUUAAUUAAUAAAACAAUUGAUAAACAUAUCUUUGAAGAUAUUAAAUUAAGAAUCAACAAAAUUCAUGGAUAUGAUAGGGAUUCGAAAAUAUAUUAUGAUAUAUGUUCUUUGUACCAUGUAUAUGUGUAUAAGAAAAAUUUUGAUGGAUCCAUCCUUGGAAUAAUCUAG